AUGCCGAUCAGACAGAGUUCACGGAACAAAGAUCACAUCCCACUGCUGCGAACGGCGGAGGGAACGGAAAUCUCAGACGAUAAGGAUAAGGGUGAACAUCUCUCUCAGUCCUUCAGAUUCGUCGUGAUAACUGAAACUGAUUUUUUCUCACCCGCUUAUGAAGACGAAGAAACGCCUACCCUCGAAGCAGUCUUCUUCAACGAAACAAUUGUUCGGAAUGGGCUGCUAGACCUGAAAGAAUCGACCUCCCCAGGCCCUGAUGCAAUCCCGUCCCAACUGCCGAAGGAAAUCGUUCCCGAAAUGUCUAGCUCGUUCGCCUUGAUCUUCCAAACGCUAUUUGUUACAGGAUGCUUGCCCUCUGAUUGGAAGGCCACUACUAUCACUCCGCUUUUUAAGGGUGGAGGUCGUGCGUCUAAGAUUAACUACAGGCUAUUGAGUCUUACCUCCAUCCGUUGUCAAAUCAUGGAGAUGAUCAUUAAGAAGGCCUUGAUGCAGGUCCUCGAGCAGCAUCACUUCCUCCCCGAUGCCCAACACGAAUUUCAAAGUGGUAGGUUCUACCUCACGAAUCUGCUAUUUCCGCUCGAACGCUGGACCAAAGAACGCGAUGAAGGCAAUGUGGUGCACACCAUCUACAUCGACUUCAAAAAGGCCUUCGACGUUCCUCACCAACGUCUUUUGCACAAACUGUGCGACGCUGGAAUUUGUGGCGUCUGCUUCUGUGGACCCAGAGCUGUUUGA
Spirometra erinaceieuropaei is the source of this 738-nucleotide messenger RNA. The record is from the annotation of a GenBank genome assembly. Lineage: Eukaryota; Metazoa; Platyhelminthes; Cestoda; Diphyllobothriidea; Diphyllobothriidae.